Sinocyclocheilus rhinocerous is the source of this 1499-nucleotide messenger RNA. RefSeq names its product zinc finger protein 410-like. Gene Ontology annotation, molecular function: transcription coregulator activity. The coding region runs from base 193 to 1443 and encodes 416 amino acids. Gene Ontology annotation, biological process: regulation of transcription by RNA polymerase II. Gene Ontology annotation, cellular component: nucleus. The transcript has 12 exons. Lineage: Eukaryota; Metazoa; Chordata; Actinopteri; Cypriniformes; Cyprinidae. The record is from RefSeq and is a predicted model, not a curated record.
CUCUCCGCGACCCGGAAGUGCUCGUGGUCCGUCUUUGUGUUUGUGUUUAGCUUUGCUGCUCGCUGUCAAACAUCAGCGGCUCCAAAACACCGCGAUGGAGUGAAGUGUGAGCGCAGAUGAUGGAGGAACGCUUCUCUCUCUGACCCAGAGCCACAUGAACCCGCCUGAACCUGGUUACAUUCGGCUGAAUCCAUGCUUUCUGAUGAACUUGACUCCAAGCCUGAGGUAUUUUACAGUCUGUUGGUUGAGUUUGUUCAGAACGCGUCCAUCCCGCUGGGCCAGAGUCUGGAGGAAUCGGACACUAAAGCGUCCUGCGUCUCGCUGCUGUCGUCGCUCUGCGGCCCGCUAGAGCUGCCAGAGAGCGCUCUGAGUCAUGCCGCCUCCCCGUCGCUGUCAGACUUCGGCCCUGAGCGAAGCCCAUUGGUGGUUCAGCUGCAGACUCCUCCCCCUCCAGCACAAACCCCGCCCACCAUCCUGCAGGACCUCCAGAACCACGACAGCUCGUCUUACGUUCUGCUCAACCUGGCCAAAGGGAUGGUGGCGUCGGCCGAGCCGCUGGUGUUCGUUCAGGACGAUGUGGACGAGGCGCAGGAGGAGGUUUCGGCUGGAGACUGCGCCGAUGGCAGCGUGCCGUGGUACCUGCGGGUCCAGGAGCUGGCUCACGACAGCCUGAUCGCCGCCACACGCGCACAGCUGGCCAGAGACGCACGGGCCGGCAGCAACAGUGACCACAUCCACAGCUGUCAAUCAGAGCCUCGGGUCGGUCGCGCCGCGUCAGAGAAGGUCCACCGAUGCUCGUAUGAGAACUGCCACCGGACCUUCACCUAUCCAGCUCACCUCAAAUACCACCUGAAAACACACAGGAACGACCGUACAUUCCGCUGCGGAGCCGAGGGUUGUGGGAAGAGCUUCUAUGUUCUGCAGCGGCUGCAGGUUCACAUGAGGACCCACAACGGAGAGAAACCCUUCAUCUGCAGCGAGAAGAACUGCAGCAAGAAGUUCACCACCGCCGGAAACCUGAAGAACCACAGACGCACACACACCGGAGAAAAGCCCUUCCUGUGUGAUGUUGAUAGUUGUGGCCGAUCUUUCGCAGAAUAUUCCAGUCUGCGCAAACACAUGCUCGUACACUCUGGUGAGAAGCCGCACGUGUGCUCCAUCUGCGGGAAGACAUUCUCUCAGAGCGGCAGCAGAAACGUCCACAUGAAGAAGAGACACAGCGAUGAGACUCUGCUGCCUGACAGCAGAGACACGGGUGAAGCGCUCACUCAUAGCAGUCUGCUGGAGGCGGACUCCGGCGGUGAUUCGAUGGUCAGCGUGAAUCUGCAUCACGCCAUCUUACCAACUCAAGGUGCGGCGGUCGUGGUUCUGACUCCGCCCCAUGACCUGGUCACCAUGACGACGGCCCACGGCUACAGCGAUGACGUGGUCGCUCUGCUCUAACAGCUGCUUUUGUAAAUAAACUAUUUUAGGAAAAACACGCUUCUCGAUUUCAUCAU